CCUCACAGAGCGGUGAGGUGGUCGCUCAAUUUCAUCGACACUAUCACUCACCCCAAGGCUCAGGCUCUCAUUUCCCCCCAAUUCCCAAUCUCCGGCCACCGGUUCCCGUUUCCUCCGAAGAUGAAUUCGAUGCUCAGAUCCGCCAGAACCCUGGCCACCACGGCCUCCCGAUCUUCCGUCCUCCGCCGCGGCUACUCUUCGGAGUCCGUUCCCGACCGCAAGGUCGCCAUCCUCGGCGCAGCUGGAGGUAUCGGCCAGCCGCUCUCCCUGCUCAUGAAGCUCAACCCUCUCGUCUCCAACCUCGCCCUUUACGAUAUCGCCAAUACCCCCGGUGUCGCCGCAGAUGUCAGCCACAUCAACACCAGAUCUGAGGUUACAGGAUACUUCGGUGAUGACCAACUAGGGAAGGCCUUGGAGGGAGCAGAUGUUGUGAUCAUUCCAGCUGGGGUGCCAAGGAAGCCUGGAAUGACACGUGACGAUCUGUUUAACAUUAACGCUGGGAUUGUGAAGGGUCUUUGUUUAGCAAUUGCUAAGUACUGCCCACAUGCCCUCGUAAAUAUGAUCAGCAACCCAGUGAACUCAACAGUUCCAAUCGCUGCUGAGGUUUUCAAGAAAGCAGGAACCUAUGACGAGAAAAGGUUGUUUGGGGUUACUACUCUUGAUGUGGUCAGGGCCAAGACUUUCUAUGCUGGGAAGGCCAAAGUCCCUGUUGCAGGGGUUAACGUUCCAGUUGUUGGUGGACAUGCCGGUGUUACCAUUCUCCCAUUGUUUUCACAGGCUACCCCAAACGCCAACGUGUCAGAAGAGGAAAUCGUUGCUCUUACCAAGAGAACACAAGAUGGUGGCACGGAAGUUGUGGAAGCUAAGGCUGGAAAAGGUUCCGCUACUUUGUCUAUGGCUUAUGCUGGUGCCCUUUUCGCUGAUGCAUGCUUGAAGGGGCUCAAUGGCGUUCCUGAUGUGGUUGAAUGUACAUUUGUUCAAUCAAAUGUCACGGACCUUCCCUUCUUUGCUUCCAAGGUGACAAAAUAACAGUGUUGGCUAGUUAGUCUCUGAAUUUAUUUCACGGCGAUUUUACUGCUAGUUAGUAAUUGAACGGAUCUUUAUGAUGUAUCUUUGCAGGUAAGACUUGGAAAGAACGGUGUUGAUGAAGUCCUUGGAUUGGGACCUUUGUCCGACUUCGAGAAAGAAGGGUUGGAAAAGCUGAAGCCGGAGCUGCUUUCCUCCAUCGAGAAGGGCGUCAACUUUGCCAACAAGUAAAAUGGGAUUAGCUCAAUGCUCGACAGUUUGCACGCAGGCAAGAGAAGUUUGCAGAAUCAAGAUUUUGUGUCCGUCUUUCAGCAUUCGUUGUAGCAGCCAACAGCAUUGGCUCGAGAUCUCUUUUUGUUCAGAAGAGUUGAUGAAACCUUUAAAAGCGAACAGUCUCUGACAAAUAAUCCCAGUUGUGUAGGGAAACAAAUAUUGUUGCUGGCUUUUGUUCUACAUGCCAAAAUUGGAAGUUGAUUCUCCCACAUUCUGUUGGUGGUUUAAACUGGGAAUGGUUCUGCAAACAUGCUCGGACUUGCAUUUGGAGCCCUGAAAAGCCUGUUACUUUGGACUUUGGAGUAUAUUUGGAUAGAGCUAUC
Molecule: messenger RNA, 1622 nt
Organism: Linum tenue
Lineage: Eukaryota; Viridiplantae; Streptophyta; Magnoliopsida; Malpighiales; Linaceae
Source: the annotation of a GenBank genome assembly